This is a messenger RNA of Chrysemys picta bellii (western painted turtle), 2715 nucleotides long. Lineage: Eukaryota; Metazoa; Chordata; Testudines; Emydidae. The record is from RefSeq and is a predicted model, not a curated record.
GGGGGCGAUUAGGACAGGGUCUGCUUCUUAACAGCCCAAUAUUAACAUUUUUUUAAUGUAAUUUAGCUAGAAUGAGAGGAUGUGACUUCCUGCUUCUCAGCUAAUGGCUGCAGCUCUUGGAAUCUUGCUGCAGACGAAGACCUUAGGCUUUAGGCCUUACAAUAUGGUUACAGAAAAAGGCCUUAUCCUUACAACUCCAACUGCCCUGGGCAGGCCUCCAAGAUGCCCGAGAGCAGCCCUUGACCUUUGUCCCUGCACCUCAGGGCAGGCGGAAGAUAUGGGGUUCCCCACAGCAGCCCAGGCUCCCUGGGCAGCGCUUACCACAACCUGGCUCUGACUUCCAGCCUGGCCAGGGGACAGGACCUCAGGGGGCAGAGGAGGAAGUGGGCAGGGCAUGACCAGCUCCUCCACUGCAAAUCGCAGCCCCUGCCUCUGCUGCUUCCUGCCUUUCCAAGGCUCCUAUGCCCAUAUUAAAAGGUGGAGACACCAUGGCCCCCUUGCCCCCCCCUGGAUCUGGCACCACUGCACUGAGUGAGUUUAGGUACCUAUAGGAUUCCUUAGGAAUUUUCUACAUUGAAGUGCUUCAGAAACUGAGAUUUAAGCAUCUUAAACAGGGACUUUGGGACCCAACUGAUUGUGUGUAUCCAGGGUAACAUUGUUAUCCCAUGGGCAAGUUCACGUUGCCUUGUAUUUUUUGUGUCCACUGAGCUAUGGAAGAGAGGAUAGCAGGGGUGAUUUAUGGUCCUGUGUUUAGGGAAGGUUUGAUGACAUGCCUGUGAGAGAGGCAGUGUAACAUAUUGUGAGAUAGAUUGUUCUCUGCCGUGUGAAAACCUCAUUUUCAUGAGCAAAUCUGCGGGCAUGGUUAACCCAGGGAAAUUAUUUCUCAUCACUACUUUUGAACAAAAUUAUUUUUGUUUCAUUUUAACAAUUCUAUUUUUUAAUGAAUCAACACAAAAGAAUGUCUUUCAUAAAACAGAUGGAAUGGAAUAAAAACUAACAUUUUAUUUAUUAAUUUGUCUUUUUUCCACUAUCUACAAAACAAUUUAUGAUCCGGAGCAGAAGCAGAGAGAACAGAAGCCCAGAGAUCCCAGCAGCCAUGGCCUCAGGGACUCCUGUAUGGGAAAUCCAAGAGGAAACCAAAUGUCCCAUCUGCCUGGAAUAUCUGACGGACCCAGUCACCAUACAGUGCGGGCACAAUUUCUGCCGGGUCUGCAUCACUCAGCACUGUGAGACAUGGGAAGAGCAGGACUCGGACCCCUUGUGCUGCCCCAGCUGCAGAGUCCGAAUCCGGAAAGGGGCUCUCCACAGUAACUAUCAGCUAGCAAAUAUAGUGGAAAAACUCAAACAACUGGAUUUCAAACCAGGAAAAGAGAAUCUGUGUGAGAGACACGGCAAAGCCCUGGAUCUGUUCUGUGAAGAGGACAGAGAAGCCGUGUGUGUGGUUUGUGAGAGAUCCCCCCAGCACAGAUCUCACCAGGUGCUUCUCAUAGAGGAGGCUGCCCAGAAAUACAAGGAAAAAAUCCAGGCCCAUUUGAAGACUCGGCGGCAAGAGAGAGAAAAGCUUCUGGAAUUUAAAAUGACUGGAGAAAGAAAAAGCCAGGAGUAUCUGGUGACUCUGGAUCCAGACACGGCUCAUCCCCACCUCGUCCUGUCUGAGGAUCGGAAAAGUGUGAGAUUGGGAGACACAGGACGGGAUCUGCCUGACAAUCCUGAGAGAUUUGACACUGUGCUGUGUGUGCUGGGCUGUGAGGGAUUCACCUCAGGGAGACAUUGCUGGGAGGUGGAGGUAGGGAGUGGGCGAUGCUGGGCUGUGGGGGUGGCCAGAGAGUCUGUGAGGAGGAAGGGACAGAUCAGCUGUAGCCCUGAGGAGGGGAUCUGGGCUGUGGAGUGGUGGCGAGGUCAGUUCCGGGCUCUCAUGUCCCCUGAGACCCCCCUGCCCCUGAGCCGGGUCCCCAGCAUGAUCCGGGUUUGUCUGGACUGUGACCAGAGGCAGGUGACAUUUAUCGAUGCUGGUGACGAGGCCCCGAUCUUCACUUUCCCACCGGGCUCCGUCCCUGGGGGGAGAAUCCGACCCUGGUUCCAGCUGUGGUACAGAUCUCGGCUCAGACUGUGUCCCUGAGACACGCAACAGAGGGGGGAACGGGAAAUCAGCCUCUCUAGCCUCACACACCCCAGUCUCUAUGAUCUUGGAGGACUCCCAUCUACCGAGCCCCUGGCUCCUCAUCUCUAUGAUCCCUGGAAGCUCCUGCCCCUCCCUCUCUUCAGCCCCAGGGAUUCGAGGGGGAAGGGGAAGGGAGAACAACCCCUGGGGCUGUAGGAGGGGCAGAGGGGCCCUGAGGGGCAGAGGUGUGGGCAGAACUAACAGCCAGACUGGGGACAGGCAGAGGUGUGGGUGGCGAGGACACAGCAUGAAUCAAUCAGGUUUGGGAAGGUGGUGGCGAAGCAGCAGCAGCAACAGCGUUUUGUACAGAUCUAAAACAACAAGGAGUACUUGUGGCACCUUAGAGACUAACAAAUGUAUUUGGGCAUAAGCUUUCAUGGGCUAAAGCCCACUUCAUCAGAUGCAUCAAAUGGAACAUAUAUUUCGACCUUUAAAGUCUGUUACUGAGUGGCCAGAGAGGAUGAAGUGUUCUCCGACUGGUUUUUGAAUGCUAUAAAUCUUGAUGUCUGAUUUGUUUCCAUUUAUUCUUUUGCGUAGAGACUGUCUGGUUUGUC